This is a messenger RNA of Tripterygium wilfordii, 2227 nucleotides long. RefSeq names its product ADP-ribosylation factor GTPase-activating protein AGD5-like. Lineage: Eukaryota; Viridiplantae; Streptophyta; Magnoliopsida; Celastrales; Celastraceae. The record is from RefSeq and is a predicted model, not a curated record. Gene Ontology annotation, molecular function: GTPase activator activity. The transcript has 11 exons. The coding region runs from base 679 to 1896 and encodes 405 amino acids.
UUACGUUUGGCUUAUAUCUGGUAUUACCGUAUGACUUGUUUGAAUCUAUAUGUUGCUGUUUAUUGCUUCUGGGUACCUUUUGUAUCUGAUUGGAUAUUUUAUAACUUAAUAGGACUGCUUUCUGUUUGCUAGAUGUAUGGUUUGUUCUGUGCUGUUCUUGAAGGGUGUGGCUAUGGUGAAUCUGUUUUUUUUAUUGCCAAGAGUUUUAGUUUCUACCGUUUCAAAUCAAUUUCUUCAUGGGUUUAACUGGGUUUCGCUAGGUACCUCUGAAUUUUCUCUUCUUGGAAACGCAGAUGUUUUGUGUGCAUAACCAGACUACUAUUAUUAAUUAAUGGAGAAAUUAGUCAUCCUACAGAGUCUAGAAGUUAGUUAUAUGUUAUAGGGAGCAAGUUGCUAUAAAAAAAAGCGCAAUACAUCUGUUGUGUAUUAAUUUUUUUGGUAGAUGGCAUAUCAUAUUUAUUUUCACAUACUUAAUGUGCUAGUGGCUCUUCAUCUGUUGUGUAUUAAUAAAUUUGUUUUGUUGGUAUUGACUAUUGAAGUGUGGAAUCAUAUCCUUGGCUUAAGUUAGAACAGGCAAUCUUGGACAGCCUUCUUAAAUUACCAGAGAACAGGGAAUGUGCUGAUUGCAAAAGCAAAGGCCCGCGAUGGGCUAGUGUGAAUCUGGGAAUCUUUAUAUGCAUGCAGUGUUCAGGCAUCCACAGAAGUCUUGGAGUACACACAUCAAAGGUGAGAUCUGCUACCCUGGACACAUGGCUUCCAGAGCAGGUUGCCCUUGUCCAAUCAAUGGGGAAUGAGAAAUCAAACAGCUAUUGGGAAGCAGAGUUGCCUCCUAAUUAUAACAGAGUUGGGAUUGAGAAUUUCAUCCGUGCUAAAUAUGAAGAGAAGAGGUGGGUUCCUAGGAAUGGAAAGGCAAAAUUCCCAUUUAGUGCGAGCGCGGAAAAGACUUCAGAUAGACUGGGACAUGGGAGUACUAGGAAUAAAUAUUUUAAUAGAAGCAAUGGCGUAUAUCAUGUUAGGAAAAUCUCUCCCCCGCCUGUUGCAAAUUCCAGUAUUCCUGCUUCAAGAAACUGCAGCACUGAACAUGUAACAGUGACCAAGCAGGAGCAGGUUAAACCUGAUACGAGAAAGAAACUUUCACAGAAUUCAGAACCAGCAGUGCUAAAAGUUGAAUCCACAAAGCAUGAAGAUACUACUACGCAGGUUAACUCUGAUAUUAGAAUAGAACUUGGGCAGAAUUCAGGACCAGCAGUGCUAAAAGUUGAAUCAGCAAAACAGGAAGCUACUACUACCACGGUUGUCACUCCAGCCAAAGUGGAUUAUGCUACAGAACUUUUUAAUCUGCUUUCCAUGGAGAAUUCUAUAGAAAAUACCUCCAAAACUUCUGCUGCUGAAGCAAAAUCAACAACAGAAAUGAGAGAUUUAUCAAAAUCUCAGAAGCCUCAGAAACAGUCUAAUGUGGUCUCUCUUCAGCAACAACAGGCUGCAUUACCAUCGCAACAACAGUCCUUCAUGGCUGCUCCAGUAGGAUCAGCAAACAUUAACAGUAUGUCCCAGUCUUUACCCAUCGGUGGAUAUCAACCUGGCUACAAUGGAAUUUAUCCCAUUCAGAGCUGGGGAAGCACAGGCCAUAAAGUUCCUGGAGUGGUGACGCCUAUUGCUCAUCUACAUAAUUAUAAUCAGUCACAGAUUAGAAACGACCAGUACAAGCAUUCAGCAGGGAAUUUAGUAAAUGCUUCCACGCCCAGCAUGUAUAUGCCUGCCCAAGUAGUUUCCAUCAAUGGUGCGACAAGGAUCAGCUCAAGUAAGCCGCCCUCAACAUUCUCUGUCACCCCAACUCCAUCAGGUAAUGAUUAUGAUUUCUCAGCGUUAACGCAGCUGAUGUUGACAAAACGAUGACAAAUUAGUUAAACCACAGAGAAUAAAAGUAAAACGACUGCUUGGUUGUUGGUUUGGGAUCUGGGAAAAUAAGAGUCGGGGGUUCUUAUAAAUUUGUUGGGUACUGGCUUCAUUUGUGUCGUUUGAUUGUAUCGGUGGAAUAAUCAUUUAUUCAUUUGUGUCAUUUAAUUGUAUCGGUGGAAUAAAGAUUGGGAUGGGAGGUUGUAUAAUGCAUUAGUUCAUCAAUUUCAUUUUAUUUGAAGAAUAUACCCUAAUUAGGCUGCUGAAAGUACAGAAAUAUCUGUGUCUCAGUUAAGACACAGAAAUAAGCAUAAGCUGCUUCAUUUGUUUA